AAACUAUUUCUCCCUCGCCCAUGCGCUGUCUCUCGUACUUCAGUUACUUCCGUUGUGUUUCACAUCACCUUCGGCAAGUUUCCUCGACCCCCAACAUGAGUGCCACAAAUGCAGUGCGUGUAUUUGCACGUGGGUUGACCACCUCUGCAGCCCGAUGCCGAGGUACCACCCCUGGCUCCUCCCAGUACCAGAAGGUCCAGGAGUUCCAGAACAUGAUGUGUAGAGAUGAUGGCCUCCUUGUCUGGCAGAAGCGUGGAUUCCGUGACACUUUCGGCUAUCAAGUUACCAUGGGAAUGACUCUGAUCGGCCUUAUACCAACAGGCUACCUCCUCUUUUAUAAAAUGUCAUUUCCUACCAAGAAGGAUUGAAUAUAUAGGACUGUAGGAACUAUUUGUUAGCACUGAUACCUUUGUGAAUACUAUGUGCAUCUCAAAGGAUAUCAACAUGUUUAAGAGCAGGAAAUGUUGGUCAUUGUCAUUAUUAUGUGUGAAUGAGGAAUUAAAAAGUAUCUGAAACAAA
Molecule: messenger RNA, 519 nt
Organism: Haliotis rufescens (red abalone)
Lineage: Eukaryota; Metazoa; Mollusca; Gastropoda; Lepetellida; Haliotidae
Exons: 3
Coding region: 21-368 (115 amino acids)
Biological process (GO): mitochondrial electron transport, cytochrome c to oxygen
Source: RefSeq, a predicted model, not a curated record